AUGGUUACCACUGCAUUUGUCAGUGGAACAGGUGAUCGGGACUGUCCAUGGGCAAGGGCAUCUGGGGGAGGGGUCCUGCGUGACCACUGUGGGAAGGUGUGUUUCGCCUAUUAUAAGGAGUUCGGAGAGUUAGAUGUGUUGGAAGCGGAGGCGCAAUCACUCCUGCACGGUCUCCAGUUAUGUGCAGAUCGCGAGGUGGGGACGUUGACGGUAGAGUCAGACUCAAAGGCGCUUGUUCAACUAGUUUGCUCGGAUAUGGGGUCAAAGUGGCCGGUGUGUAUCGUACUACGGGAAAUCAGGCAUUUGGUCCAGCGGAUGGGUGCAUCCCUUCACCAUGUCUUUCUUGAGGCCAAUUCGGUGGCGGAUGCAUUGGCUUCUCUGCAAUUGGGAGGGCAGCGCAUCUACGUCUCAGACGCGGCCCUGCCUCUCAGGGUCAGAGGAGAGGCUCUUCUGGAUCGUCACGGAGUACCUCGGCUUCGUGAGGUCCUCAUUUAG
This is a messenger RNA of Coffea eugenioides, 495 nucleotides long. RefSeq lists its product as uncharacterized. The transcript is spliced from 3 exons. The record is from RefSeq and is a predicted model, not a curated record. The coding region runs from base 1 to 495 and encodes 164 amino acids. Gene Ontology annotation, molecular function: nucleic acid binding; RNA-DNA hybrid ribonuclease activity. NCBI's taxonomy places the organism in Eukaryota, Viridiplantae, Streptophyta, Magnoliopsida, Gentianales, Rubiaceae.